Macrobrachium nipponense is the source of this 2187-nucleotide messenger RNA. RefSeq names its product neuferricin-like. NCBI's taxonomy places the organism in Eukaryota, Metazoa, Arthropoda, Malacostraca, Decapoda, Palaemonidae. The transcript has 5 exons. Bases 989 to 1906 code for a protein of 305 amino acids. The record is from RefSeq and is a predicted model, not a curated record. Gene Ontology annotation, cellular component: membrane; endomembrane system.
UUAAAGCUCAAAUGACUGUGGUCCAACUAUAGUUUGCUGUCUAUUCAUAUGCCACAAUAAUGGUUUGUCGUUGCAAUGACUGACUUACCCUUGGGAUGAUGGGAUCUCUAGACCUUGGGUUUACGGCUUGCUUGUUUUGUCUGUAUUGUCUGUAUUUCCGGUCCAAAUCCCCUCAAAGCUUCUGUGUUCACCUGCGAUACACUCAAGGCCACUAUAAUAACUAUCUUGGAGAAAAAGGUCUUCCAUUUUUUCUUGAAAGAUUUUAUGUUGUCAGUCAUGAUUUCAAGUGAAAACUCACUGUACAGGCUUGGAGCUGCAAAUUUAAAGGCUCUAGAACCAACAUUCGAAGUGGAGAUAAUGAGAAUAUAUGAUUUACUAGUCGAUAUAAUAAAUAUAAAGCAAUCUGGAGAUACCGAGAUUGUAUGGUAGAAAGAAGCAAUGCAGAAAUACUGAGAGUGUAUGGUUUAGAAGGUAAAAUCCGAAAUGUAUGACUGCGGGUAAUACUUUGUAUUAAGGAUUAGAAAUAUCCUUACAAGUUUCCAUGCUUCUUUAUGUAUGAAACUUUAUUCACAUUAAGCUUAAUCUACGUAGCAUCAAGACUUCAUGCAAGAAAAAUUAUUCGAUGAUAUAGUAUAAGACUAUAAGUUUUGUAAUUGCAAGGUACAAAAUAAAACUAGUCUCAAAUAUUCCAAUCCAUUACAAAUUCUGAGGCUGCAGCUUUAUUAAAAUUUGUGAAGCUGUUAAUCUAUUAAGUGAACGCCCACAGGAUAAGACUCCACCGGCAAAAUCAGUGACGAAAUUUUUGUUUACAACGGGAAGAGCUACAGUUGCCAACUAGUACAUUCAUCGGUAAGGUUCGUUCAUGGACCAACGGUACCUGUCACAUUCACUCAUGAAUGCACUAGAAAAGUGAACACUGGGAGUCUUGGUGCUCUGUGUAGUUACGUUAGUGCGCUGUGGUCUUAAAAUAAGCAGUCCCUGACGAAAAAUGCAGUUACUGAAAGCAAUAUGCAUCAUAACUGCAGUAGUGAUAGGUGUGAUCGCCAUCCUUCUGCAGAAAUAUCCUUCCGAAGAAAUAACCGCAUUCCUUUCCUCGCCGUCGGUUUCUGCAGUUCAGAAAGUUAUUCAUGGGGUGGUUGGGCUUUUCCUCGGUACGGAUGUUAAGAAAUCCUCCGAGGGAGCCAAAGAGAAGUCGGAAAGACCAAGGCCUAAGGAAAGGCUAUUUACAGCAGAAGAGCUGAAACAGUACGAUGGACAACCUGGUAGUAAAGGGCUUUACUUAGCCAUUUUAGGCCUUGUAUACAACGUUAAAAAGGGCAAAAAACACUAUGGACCUGGUGGAGGAUAUGAAUUUUUUGCAGGUAGAGAUGCCAGCAGGGCUUUUGUAAGCGGUGAUUUUACUGAGGAAGGCUUGACUGAUGAUAUUACUGGUCUAUCUGGUACUGAUUACAUCGGAUUAGAUGAAUGGGUUAAGUUCUAUCAGAGUGACUAUAAAUAUGUUGGAAAACUGAUAGGACGUUACUAUGACCAGGAUGGGGAACCAACAGCUUAUAAAACACAAGCUCUCAAUUGGAUUACUGAGGCAUAUCAUGAAAAAGAGGCUGACAACAAAGAGAAAAAGAUUUUCCCUCCAUGUAAUUCUGAAUGGUCUGCAGAAUCGGGUUCACGAGUUUGGUGCACUCCACGCAGUGGAGGUGUUGACCGUGACUGGGCUGGGGUUCCUCGAAAGUUAUAUACCCCGGGUCAAGGCAAGGCCAGGUGUGCUUGUGUCAAGAAUUUUGGCCCCCCUUCCCACGACCCUGAAAGGCAAGCUCAUGAUGAUACAGGAGACCUAGCUAACCCAAAUUUGGAAGAGUAUGAGGGAUGCCAGCCUGAAGAGACAUCAUGUUAUCUUACUGACAAAUAAAUGCCACGUAACAAAACAGGUACUCUGUUUUGAAACAGAAUUUACAUUAAAGGAUCUGCAGUUAUAUUUAAAAGAUCUGUCCAGUUGACUAUACAUUUAAAGUAUUUAUGUAUUAUAUAAUAUUAUUAGCAAUAAGUUGAACUGUUAAAAUAAGAAUGAAAGUGCAGGUGCACUUUAGUAUUUGCUGUGAAUAGAGGUGAUAUUUUUUCAUUCCUUGAUUAUGAAUGUAUCUAAGACAUUCAUACUACUGUACUGUUAUGUUUUAUAAAGUCUUAAUUUCC